Molecule: messenger RNA, 5262 nt
Organism: Knipowitschia caucasica
Lineage: Eukaryota; Metazoa; Chordata; Actinopteri; Gobiiformes; Gobiidae
Source: the annotation of a GenBank genome assembly
AUGGUGAAUUCUACCACCAUCUAUGUUCGCAUUAUCGACGAGAACGAUAAUGCCCCCGAGUUUCCGGAGGAGGAGUACGAGACGGUCCUGAGUGAGGGCCCCGAAACCGUGGGGGCCACCAUCGCCACGGUGACGGCCAUCGAUCCGGACGAGGGCCUGAACGGGACGCUGAGAUAUGCCAUCGCCAACGGCAACCUCAUCCAGACCUUCAGCAUCAACAGCAUCUCAGGGAGGAUCACAGCCGUCAAACCUCUGGACUAUGAGAUCAGUAACGGACACUACGCCCUGGUCAUCACAGCCACAGACCAGUGCCCCAUACUCUCUCUGCGGCUCACCUCCAGCACCACGGUUUUGGUGAAUGUUUUGGACAUAAAUGACGUGACGCCCACUUUCCCCAGACCGUACGAGGGCCCUUUCGAGGUGACAGAGGGUCAGCCGGGACCCCGAGUCUGGACUCUCAAAGCCACCGAUCAAGACUCAGGACUCAAUGGCAAAAUCGAGUACAGCAUCACAGCCGGAGAUUAUCAAAAUGAGUUCAUGGUUUCUCCGGUGGAAGGGGAGCUGCGGGUGAGGAAAGACAUCGAGCUGGACCGUGAGACCACAGGAUUCUAUAACAUCACAGUCACGGCCCGCGAUCUGGGAACGCCGUCACUAAAUAGCUCUGUGGUGGUUGGAAUCUUGGUGCUUGAUAUCAACGACAAUGACCCUGUGAUCCUGAACCUGCCCUACAACACCAGCAUCAGUGAGGGGGCUCCUGUCCACUACUCUGUGGCCCGGGUCAGAGCCACAGAUGCGGACAGUGGACGAAACGCUCUCCUGUCUUAUAACAUCACUGCUGGAAAUGUAGACGGAGCCUUCUACAUCAAUGACACAACAGGUGUGGUGCAUGUGAACCGCCCGCUGGAUCGAGAGCGAGUGUCUGAAUACAGACUGACCAUCACCGUCAAAGACAACCCUGAAAACCCACGCAUCGCUCGCCGGGAUCUGGACACGAUGGUGAUCACUAUCCUGGACGAGAACGACAACAGGCCUUUGUUCAGCCGCACGAGUUACAGAGCUGAGAUCACAGAGAACUCUGCUCCAGGCAGCACAGUGACAGUCUUGAACGGACCCAUCUUGGCGGAGGAUAAAGACAUCGAUCAAAAUGCUGUGAUCAAAUAUAAUCUGACCGGAGCCAGGGUGGACCUCUUUACUGUGGACCCUAAAACCGGUGUGAUUCUUGUCCGCCUGGGGGCAAACCUGGACCGCGAGGCGUUUUUAGAGCCCAGGGUUGAGUUGUUCAUUGUGGCUGAAGACAUCGGUGGAUUAAACAGCAGUGUGCCUCUGACUGUGACCAUCCUGGACCAGAAUGACAACCCUCCAGUCUUCAGCCCGUCCAGCUUCAGUGUGCGACUCCCUGAGAACAGCCCCACAGGUGUGGUGGUGACGCAGCUCUCGGCCACAGACGCAGACUCGGGUGCAAACGGCUGGCUCUCGUAUCGCCUGGUGAGCGGCGCGCAGGACCGUUUUCUGGUGGAAUCCAUCUCCGGAGCGGUGCUGGUCGGGAACUCCACGCUGGACCGCGAAGAGCGAGGGUCCUACCGCCUCGUUGUCAUGGCGACGGACCGCGGCACGCCCCCUCUGUCCGGCACCGCCACGCUCACGGUGAUCCUGGACGACGUGAACGACUCGAGGCCGCGCUUCAUCGAGCCCGUCACCGCCAUCAACGUGAAUGAGUCCACUCCGGCCGGUGUGGUCGUGGCCACGCUGACGGCGGAGGACCAAGAUCUACAGCCCAGACUGGAGUAUUACAUCAUCUCUGUGGAAGCAAAGGAUGAUGGGAACAACCCGGUGGGCGGCCUGCAGGACUCCUUUGGCAUCGACUUGCACACCGGUGCAGUCUUUGUGCGAAACCCACUCAACAGGGAGCUGGUGGCUACAUUUGAAAUAAUUGUGUCUGUUCACGAUAACGCCAGUGAAGUUAUCGACAAAUCCGGCAGUGUGCCAAAUGCGAGACUGACCAUUAAUGUGCUGGAUGUAAAUGACAAUGCCCCUCGUUUCCGCCCGUUUGGAGUGACAAACUUCACAGAGAAGAUUUUAGAAGGAGCUCAGCCUGGGACCACUCUCCUGUCUGUGUCUGCAGUGGACCCAGACAAAGGCCCCAACGGACAAGUCAUUUACCAGCUCCUGCACCUGCCGCGGGGUGACUAUGUCCGGCUGGAGGACCCUUCCACUGGUAAGAUUGUGGCCAACCAGACCGUGGACUUUGAACAGAUCCAUUGGCUGAAUUUCACCAUACGAGCCCAGGACCACGGCACGCCUCCACGUAUCGCUGAGCUCCCCGUUUUUCUACGCAUCGUGGACAUUAACGACAACAACCCCAUCUUUCUACAGCCCACAUAUCAUGAGCCUGUAUUUGAAGAUGUAAACUUGGGGGCCACCGUAGUUCGCGUUCAGGCCACAGACGCAGACUCGGGCCUCUUUGCAGUGCUUGAAUACAGUCUGGUGGAUGGAGAGGGAAAGUUUGGCAUCAGGCCCACUACUGGCGAGAUCUACAUCCUCUCUCCGCUGGACAGGGAGACCAAGGACCAUUACACUCUCACGGCUGUGGCCCGGGACAACCCUGGAGGCAGCCCCAACAACCGCAGGGAAAACUCUGUGCAGGUGCUGAUUACAGUCCUGGACGUAAACGAUUACCAGCCGAGGUUUUCUGAGCGUGUGUACAACACCAGUGUGUUUGAGAACGAGCCCAGUUGGACCUCUGUCCUCACCAUUAAAGCCACAGACCUGGACGAAGGAGACAAUGGAGCCCUUCUCUACACCAUGCUGGGAGCCAACACUGAUGCCUUUGCCCUGGACCCAAACACGGGUUUGAUUCGCUCGCGCCGCAUGCUGCUCUCCUCUGAGCACUUCAACCUGACCGUGGUGGCCACAGACCAGGGCCGACCGCCGCUGUGGGGGACCGCCAGGCUCAUCAUCACCGUCAUCGACGUCAACGACAACAGGCCCACGUUUGUGCGGCCAGCCAACGGCACCAUCAUCCAUAUCUCUGAGGAGCAGCCUCCAGGCCUCAACGUCUACGAGGUCCAUGCCACAGAUUCAGAUGAGGGCGUGAACGGAGAGGUACGCUAUGGGUUUCUUCAAACCGGAGCCGGGAACAGAGACUGGGAGAACUUCCACAUCGAAGCGGUGACAGGAGUCAUCACCACCACUGUCAAACUGGACCGGGAGAAACAGGCCCUGCACAGCCUUAUCAUUGUGGCCCGAGACUUGGGUCAGCCAGUGCCUUACGAAACCACACAGCCUCUGCAGGUGGCGCUGUUGGACAUAGAUGACAAUGAACCUGUCUUCCUCAAACCACCAGUUGGUGCUGCACCUUAUCAGACCCUCAAAGUGCCUGAACACUCGCCUCCUGGGACCAUCGUGGGACAAGUGACCAGUGCUGUGGACGCGGACGAGGGAUCCAAUGCUAUUGUGUACUACUUUAUUUCAGGGAAAAACACGGAUGGAAACUUUGCCUUGAGUCUGGACGGGGAGCUGAGGCUGACGAAGGAUUUGGAUCGAGAGGAGACGCCGUCCUUUACCAUCAUCGUCAAAGCCUCCAGUAACAAGAGCUGGACCCCUCCCCGUGGAUCCAGAGCCUCACAACCCCGAAACCUGGACCCGGCCCGGGACCCAAGUCUGUUGGAGGUCCGCAUCAUCCUGGAGGACAUCAACGACCAGACGCCUCGCUUCACGAAGGCAGAGUACACGGCAGGAGUGGCUACCAAUGCCAAGGUGGGCUCCGAGCUGAUCAAAGUGGUGGCCAUCGACCACGACAUUGGAAACAACAGUAUCGUUCAUUAUCACAUCGUUACCACUCAGUACUUCCAGACGCAGAACAACGACAGUGAAGUUGUGGGAAAUGUCUUCAUCAUUGGCCUGACAGACGGAAUUAUCCGCACCUACGACCUGUUCGGAGCGUACAAACCUGGAUAUUUUCAAAUGGAAGUUUUGGCUUGUGACAUCGACGGACGCUGCACCACCUCCAACGUGCACAUCUACAUCCUACGGGACGACCAGAGGCUCAAAAUUGUCUUCAACGAGAUCCCAGACAUCGUGCGAGCAAACCAGGAGGAAUUUCUUAACCUUUUGUCCAACAUCACAGGAGCCAUUGUAAACUUAGAUGAUGUCCAGUUUCAUGUUGAUAAGAAGGGCCGAGUGAACUAUGGCCAAACAGACAUGCUCAUCCACGUGGUGAACAAUGAGACCAACUCCAUCCUGGAUGUAGAAAAAGUGAUUCAGAUGAUCGACGAGAACAAGGAGCAGUUGAAGAACCUGUUUAGAAAGUACAGUGUGGUGGACGUCCAGCCCGCGGUCUCAGAGAAACUGCCCGAUGACUUAUCAACACUGCAGCUGGUCAUCAUCAUCCUGGCUGUUCUGCUGUGCUUAGCAGGAAUCCUCUUCAUCACAAUGAACUGGCAUUACCGCAGAGUACAUGAGAGGAAGCUGAAGGCUGUCACCGCUGGGUCCGCUGGAAACCCAGGUCUAAUGGACAUCUUGGAUAUGCCCAAUACUAACAAAUACUCCUUUGAAGGGGCAAACCCGGUCUGGAUGGAUCCGUUCUGUCGGAACAUGGAGCUGGCGGUUCAGGCCAAUCACGAGGACGACCUCCCUGAAAACCUGAGCGACAUCGCGGACCUGUGGAACAGCCCGGCUCGCACUCACGGAACAUUUGGUCGAGAGCCUCAAGCCAAACCUGAAGACGAUCGGUAUCUGAGAGCAGCCAUCCAGGAGUACGAUAACAUCGCCAAACUGGGACACCUGAUGCGGGACGGGCCCAUCAAGGGCUCGUUGCUGAAGGUGGUUCUGGACGACUACCUGAGGCUAAAAAAGCUCUUUGCAGCUCGCCUGGUCACCACAUACACAGAGCAGGAGAGCGCGUCUGUCACAGAGCUGAUCCAGAGCGACCUGGAAGACGACGAUGACGAGCGGCUGGGCAUGGGCGGAGGACGCGGCACUUUGCAGUUCAAGCACAAACUCCCCUUCGAGCUGAAGGGUCCGGAGGGCGUGCACGUGGUCCACGGCAGCACUGGGACACUCCUCUCCUCGGACAUCAACAGCCUGCCCGAAGACGACCAGAGGGCUUUGGCACGCUCCCUCGAGGCUCUUAACUCGGACGGCGGGCUGUAUUCGGAAAGAAACGCUCGCACCGAAUCGGCAAAAUCUACCCCCAUGCACCGCCACAAAGACGGGGACACACACACGCUGUCGGAUAGCCCGCUGGAGAUCACAGAGUUAUGA